Molecule: messenger RNA, 900 nt
Organism: Rhodotorula graminis WP1
Lineage: Eukaryota; Fungi; Basidiomycota; Microbotryomycetes; Sporidiobolales; Sporidiobolaceae
Exons: 4
Coding region: 1-849 (282 amino acids)
Biological process (GO): glutathione metabolic process
Molecular function (GO): glutathione transferase activity
Source: RefSeq, a predicted model, not a curated record
AUGCUGCCGACGCUCGAGCUCGUCUACUGGCCCAUCAGAGGGCGAGCGUACCCGGUCCUCCUCCUCCUCAAGGCUGCGCGUGUGCCGUUCACCUACACCGAGAUCCCCUACGAUGACGAGGCCCACUUCGCCGCCAAGGCGCGUGGCGACAUCGACCCGGACGAGUGGCCGUUCAGCGCGCUUCCUGUUCUCAAGGUCAAGGGCGACGAGGGCGAGGCGGUUCUUGCCGAGACGGGCGCCAUCCUGCGGUACCUCGAACGGGUCGUCGAGGAGGAGCUCGCGGUAGACCACGUCAAGCAGCUGAACGCGCUCGACCAAGCCCGGGUCGACAUGCUCGCCUCGGCCGCCGACUUCAACUCGAGCGCGCUGUACCAUUUCGCAGCGUCGCCAACCUGGCUCGAGGGCGACGAGCGCGCCGACCUUGAGCGCGAGCGCAUCCUGCCCUUCCUGCGCAGCCUCGAGCACCAGCUCGCGCAGGCCGACCCCGUGCGCGACGCGGCGCUCCGACCUCGCGAGCUCAAGGGCGGCGGCGUCCUGUUCGGCGCGGCGGCGUGCAGCAUCGCCUACACGCUCAGCAUGGUGUGCGACCUGUUCCCGUUGUCGCUCGCGCACCCGCUCGCGGCUGCGAGCGCAGACGUGCGCGGCACGCUCGCCGAGCGGUUCCCGGCGUGCGCGGCCGUGCUGCGCGACGUCGAGGGAUCGCCCGGGUUCGCCGAGUGGGUCGCGAGCGGCGAGAGGAAGGCGCGGUGGAGCAACCGGCGGGCGUUCACGCCGGACAAGACGCGAGCGGCGGCGGAGCGGUGGGACGGCCGUCGCGGCGAGGGUGAGAAGGAGGAGCGAGCGCGAUGAACGAGGGGGCAGGCGGGCUUGAGUGCAACGACGAGCUCGUUGUCGCAGUUC